AACUGCGGCAACUCCACCAGAAUUGGCCACCACCCAAAAAGAUAAUGAAGUCAUUGUCAUACAGCCAGACACCUUCCCAACCUUGCGAGGAGAUGUUGACGUCAUUCCUGUCAUUACUGCAGAGCCAGUUGAGGAGGUCACAGAGAUGGUCCCGCCAGAAACGACUGACUCUGUGACUGAAGAUGCUGACAUCGACGUCACCUCAGAGACCGACGAGACAAUACAGGAGAUAGGAGAGGACGCCACUACCGAAGCUGCCUUUGACGUCAACUCCGAAACAGCAGUUGAAGUCAUUGCUGAGACUAGCGAUGAGGCUGUCCAGGAGGUUAAUAUGGCUGCUGUUGAGGAAACAUCCGAUGCUACCUCAGAUGACACUGUGCAGAUCACAUCUGAACCUAUUGUCACUGUCAUCCAUCAGCCCAUUAAUGAGGUAAUUGGGAAAAUGUAUGAGGAAGUAAUCUCAGAAACCACACACAAUACAGUGGAGGAGGCAGAAGAGGCCGCUGCAGAGGUCCCAUCAGAAGCUGCCAUUAUGAUCCCUAUAGAGGUCCCAUCAGAGGCUGCCGUUGAGAUCCCUGCAGAGGUCCCAUCAGAGGCUGCCAUUGAGAUCCCUGCAGAGGUCCUUUCAGAAGCUGCCAUCGAUAUGCCUGUUGGGUCCACAGACAAGGAUAUCCCAGAACCUGAAAUAACAUUUAUUCCAGAAACUUCUUUGGAGGCCAUUUCUGAAACCCCUUCUGAAGCGCCUUCGGAGGCUGCCACAGAAAUCACUUCAGAUACCAUAGACAAGGAGAUCACAGAGGGUGCCACAGAAAUCACUUCAGAUACCAUAGACAAGGAGAUCACAGGGGAGAUCACAGAGGGUGCCACAGAAAUCACUUCAGAUACCAUAGACAAGGAGAUCACAGAGGGUGCCACAGAAAUCACUUCAGACACCAUAGACAAGGAUAUCACAGAGGGUACUACAGAAAUCACUUCAGAUACCAUAGACAAGGAGAUCACAGAGGGUACUACCGAAAUCACUUCAGAUACCAUAGACAAGGAGAUCACAGGGGGUACUACAGAAAUCACUUCAGAUACCAUAGACAAGGAGAUCACAGAGGGUGCUAUAGAAAUCACAUCAGAUACCAUAGACAAAGAGAUCACAGAGGGCGCCACAGAAAUCACAUCAGAAACCAUAGACAAGGAGAUCACAGAGGGUGCCACAGAAAUCACUUCAGACACCAUAGAUGAGGAGAUUAAAGAGGCUGCCAUAGAGGUCACUUCAGAUACCACAGAUGAGGAGAUCACAGAAGCUGUGGUAGAAGAAAACGUCACUUUGGAGACCACUUCAGACAUUGCUACCAAGGCAACGUCAGAAGAUACUACAGAUGAGGAUAUUCCAGAGGAUGCAGCAGAAUUAACUCCAGAAGUUUCUCCAGGGGACACUUCAGAGCCUGAAGCUGCCAUGGAGAUCCCUUCAGAGGGUUCAGAUGGAGAUGUUCAGGAGCUCCCUGUGGAGACCACCUCAGAGGCUACAGUAAAUGUUGCCCCAGAAGACACUGAAGAGGAGACCCCUGAGAUUUUAGAGGAAGUUAUCUCAGUUGCCACAACUCAUUUGAUACUCGAGGCUACGGAGGAGAUCACUCCAGAGGCUGUACUAGAGGAUACUGUAGCCACUACUACUAAUGAAGUGGUAAUAGAAAUUGGUCCUGAGGAAGAAGUCACUCCAGAAACUUUAGUAAAGGCCAUUCCAGAGGAUGUAACAGGGAUCACUGAAGAAGCAACAAUAAAGGCUGAAGUAGAGAUGAAGGAAGUUACGAUGGAGGUCACCUCAGAAGCCACUUUGGAGGUCACUCCUGAGGUUGAGGAGAUUACAGAAGAAACUGCAGUAGAGGACAAUCCCGAGGUGGAGAUAGAGGUAACUCCAGAGUCUACUGAAGAAGUUCCUGAGGAAGCAGAAGAGGUCCCUUUGGAGACUGCAGUGGAAGAAAUCCCCCCAGAGACUGUAGAGAUAACUCUGGAAGCUGCUGAAGAAGACUCAACAGAAACUGUAGAAGAAAUAGUUUCAGUGACUCCAGAAGAGAUAACACCAGAACAUUCAGAGGAGGAAAUUCCAGAAACUUCAGAGGAGGAAAUUCCAGAACCUUCAGAGGAGGAAACUCCAGAGGCUUCAGAAGAGGUCCCAUCUGAGGCAGUAGAAGAUAUCAUUCCAGAAGCUACAGAAGAGGCUUCCAAAAGACAAUUACUGAAACUACAGAAGAGGCUUCCGAAGAGAUCAUUCUAGAGCGUUCAGAAGCUGGAGCAGAGAUAACCACAGAGGCUGCAGGUGAGUCCACUCCAGAGGCGACACAGGAGGCUGCUGUGGAGAUUACUCAUGAGGUUACCACUGAAACUGGAAUUUUGACAGACACAGAGGAGAACAAUAAUGGCGAUCGUUAUAGGGAUGCAGAGGAGAACAAUAACGGUGAUCGUUAUAGGGUCACAGAAGAAACAAAUGAUGACUUCCUAGGGAUCCAAGAUAUCAUAACAGAGGUGGAAAACACGCUGGGCAAUGAGAUCGAGGACAUCAUGACGAGGCCGUCCACACCCAUGAAGGAGCAGGUGGUAGAACUCAGAAUCCAGCUAAAGGGAGAGAACUACAACGACGCCCUGAGAGACCCCUCUAGCUUCUACUACCAACGCGUGGCCAAACAUUUCACCCAUAAAAUUGAAGAUGCAUUUGAAAGGUUACCAGGAUUCAAGAAGGUCUUUGUAGUUGAAUUCAGG
Messenger RNA from Oncorhynchus nerka (sockeye salmon), 2745 nucleotides. Its product is annotated as zonadhesin-like. The transcript has 5 exons. The record is from RefSeq and is a predicted model, not a curated record. Lineage: Eukaryota; Metazoa; Chordata; Actinopteri; Salmoniformes; Salmonidae. The coding region runs from base 146 to 2263 and encodes 705 amino acids.